Molecule: messenger RNA, 1474 nt
Organism: Spodoptera litura
Lineage: Eukaryota; Metazoa; Arthropoda; Insecta; Lepidoptera; Noctuidae
Product: protein artemis-like
Biological process (GO): double-strand break repair via nonhomologous end joining; interstrand cross-link repair; telomere maintenance
Molecular function (GO): 5'-3' DNA exonuclease activity; damaged DNA binding
Source: RefSeq, a predicted model, not a curated record
GGUUGCAGUCGUACGAGUCGAUAUUGUGUUUCGACGUAAAUUAUUAUUAUUGCGCAAAUAAUAAAUUAAUUUAGUUGUCAGAUUUCAUCUAACGCGGACAUUUUAAAAAUAUUAAUAUAGUUUGCGAAUACUUCCAAUACAAUCGUAAAUCAAGCGACUAAUGUAUUAAGUUAUUUUCAGUGUGUAAUAUAAUUAAUUACGUCAUUAUUGAAACAUGGGCUCGUUUAGUGGAUUUGUUCAGGAAUUGCAUUUUAUAAGGAUUGACAAUUUCAUUCGUAAAGAAUACGUUUAUGCCUAUUUCUUGAGUCAUUACCACGGUGACCAUAUCCAUGGUAUAGAAGACAAAGAGUUAUCAAUUUAUUUGAAAAAUAACAAGGUGUAUAUUUACACUUCCGAAGUAACUGUUGCUAUUAUAACAGCGAGACACCCGGAGUUGGCGCCAUAUUUGAGAGCUUUAAAACUUGGACGCAAUGCAUUGUCAAUUCAAACGGAGUUCAAAGAAGAAUUGUUGGAAGUAACUGUACUGCCAGCGGGGCAUUCCUUUGGAUCCGUAAUGUUCCUAUUUGAAUAUGAAAAACAAAAGAUUAUGUUUACUGGCGACUUCAGAAUAUCGAAAGACGAUGUUGAAAAAUAUACGCAUUUGCAAAAUAAUGGAAUACCAAUACAAAUUGAUGCUUUAUAUAUCGAUACUACCUUCCAAAAAGAACAUUAUUUUCCGAAAAGGUCAGAAGUAGUUAGAGAGCUAAUACCGUAUAUUACGCAGUGGCUGGACGAAAGCGAUGAGAACCGAGUUAAUCUCGGUGCGUCAGCCAUGUUUGGUUACGAAGGAGUCUGCAACCAAAUUUAUGAUGCAAUUAAAAUCAAAGUUAAGGUUGAAGAAGACAAAUGGCAGAUAUAUAGACAAUUCCCCAAGCAGAUUUAUGGCGUGACGAAUGAAGAAUCAAGGAUCGUACUUAAGAAAUGGAAAUACGAAUCCCUCCCGCUAUAUACACUCGAUGUACGAUUUUUUGCUAGGGGAUGGCCUUAUGAAAAUGUGGAGGAGGAAUGUUUAAGAUUGAAUUUUAGAAAUUUAUAUUCCUGGGUAAUUAAUCGAAUUGAAGUCUGCUAUUCCACGCACUGUGGGCGCGACGACUUCAUACAUUUCAUUAAAUAUUUAAAACCGACGAAAAUUGAAGGCUUUCCAUUAUACUAUAUGAGAGGUAGUUAUCUAGACUUUUAUUCGUUUUUGACGGCCGAAAAUAGUGAUGCGAACGAAAAUUUUGAAAUUUUACCAAAACGACGUAGAAUUAUAGGAAGGAAAAAUGAUAAAGGAAAUUGUCAAGGACCCGACAUUGUUACAAGGAAAUUAUCUGAGGUACUUGAUUGGUAAAACGAGGUAUAUACUGCCGCGCGUUUCGUUUAAAUGUAAUAAUAUAUCUACAUAUUAUAAAAAUGAAUACCAUUUUCUCUUGGUCACGGCAUCACGCCAGAAUGG